Messenger RNA from Cylindrotheca closterium, 834 nucleotides. Lineage: Eukaryota; Bacillariophyta; Bacillariophyceae; Bacillariales; Bacillariaceae. The record is from the annotation of a GenBank genome assembly.
AUGAAGACCUUCCUUACCCUCUCUCUUGCUGCUCUUAUCGCCACCACUACUACCACUGUAAGCGCGAAUGAGGCGGAGGAUGGACACACCCACACCAACGAUCACGAGCACGGACACAAAUGCGCCUGUGAUGCCAUCACGUACGACUUUGACAUUGACUGUGCCAACACACAGGCCAUGACCGAUGCUUUGGCCCGUCUUCAAGCCGGACAGUGUGCUUCCAACUGUAAUAAUUUUGCCUGUGAGAAGGACUGGUUGAUUGUGCAAACACACCACGAUCACUGUCCGGAAGAUGGAAUCCCUGUCGCUAUUGAAAAUGGUUUCCAUGACUACGACGGAGUCUGCAGCAGUUGUGACAUUGUUCGUCAAGAGAUUCCUGGUGCUCCUCAGUGUCCAACAGUGAACUGUACUGAUGGAAGUGGAAAUCUCGCGUUCCAACGUCUAUUGACCAAAAGCUGCAACUCCCAGUGUAGCGAAACCGACUGCAAGGACGACUGGUUGACCCUUCGGGUCGCCCACGACUUUUGCGAAAACGGAGCCCUGUCGCAAUCUUCGGAAGAGGGUCUCCAUGCCUUGGAAGAACCUUGCGCCAACUUUCAGUGCAACUUGCCACUGGACCAAAUUGCCAACACUUUGGAGUGCAGUCCUGAAGAUCUCAAACAAGCCCAUGAUGAUCACGGCGAUGAUCACGCCGACCACGACGCAAGCCCCAACAUGGCUCCGGGGGGAAGUGGUAAUGGUGACGGCUUUGACAUGGGCAGUGCUGGUGUUACCAACCUUGCCCUUGGAGCUGUUGCUCUAUUCAUGAACCUUCUUGUUGCUGCUCUUUUCUGA